CUUCACAUCUAUUUUAUUUUAUUUAAUGUUUUAGUCUUAAUAUAAAUUAUAUACAAAUAUAUCUCAUAAUUACAUAAUAUAUAAUCAUUUGGACGACUAAUCCGUGUCUGAACGCCGCCAUCGAUGCCAUGAAAUGAAUGGACGCCUGAGAUCUUGUGUCAAGUUUUUGACGUUUGUGUGAAUCGUUUGCCGCAUACGAGGGCUUCAAUUGACCGCAAAACCCGCCGUUCAUUGCAGUCAUAAACACGCGAUAUGUAUAUAAAACAGGUGAUCAUCAAUGGGUUCCGCUCAUACCGGGAGCAGACGGUUGUGGAGCCGUUCAGCGCCCGGCAUAACGUGAUCGUCGGCCGCAACGGGUCCGGCAAAAGCAAC
This is a messenger RNA of Oppiella nova, 372 nucleotides long. The record is from the annotation of a GenBank genome assembly. Lineage: Eukaryota; Metazoa; Arthropoda; Arachnida; Sarcoptiformes; Oppiidae.